AUGUCUGUCUUUUCAUAUCUAUUUGUCCGUGAAUAUCUAUCUAUCUAUCUAUCUAUCUAUCUAUCUAUCUAUCUAUCACAGUUUAUUCAUAUCUAUCUAUCACAGUUUAUUCAUAUCUAUCUAUCUAUCUAUCUAUCUAUCUAUCUAUUUAUCUAUCUAUCUAUCUAUCACAGUUUAUUCAUAUCUAUCUAUCUAUCUAUCUAUCUAUCUAUCUAUCUAUCUAUCUAUAUUAAUCUGUUAAUUAAACACACACAUAUAAAUAACUUUUUCUUGUGCUCUUCAUUAUUAUUUUAUUUAUCACAGUGUGUUCGUAUCUAUCUAUCUAUCUAUCUAUCUAUCUAUGAGUUUUUUAUUUCUUCAUCUUCUUUCAUUUUUCUUUCUCCUUCCCAUUCCUCUUCUCCAACGCUUUGUCAUCUCUUUCGUUAUAUAAUCGUAUUCUUCUUCUUAUUAUUCAUUCUCAUUCCAUUUUCAUUCUCACCUUUUUUCUUUAUUUUUCAUUCUUUUAUUUUCGUCGCCCUCCUGCUCUUCCACAUCUUUUAUAUCAUUUACUGUUUCUCCUUCCUUAUUCCUACCUUCUUCAUCCUAACUCUUCUUCGUUCCUUCUCUUCUACUUUUAAUCUUUCUUCUCUUUUUCAUUCAAACCAUUUUUAUCUCUCCGUCUUCAUUCUUCUUUUCUUCAUUAUUUUCCUAUAUUUUUUUAUUAUACAUUUUCUCUUCUUCAUCUUCAUUCUUUACUCUUUCUUCAUUAUUCAUUCUUAUUCAUUCUCUUCAUUUCACUCCGUUUUUCUUAAUUUUUCUUCAUCUUCUGCCUCUUCGAAUUCAUCCUCAUUUACUCUUUUUCCAAUUUCAUUCAGUUUCUUUCUUCUAUUUCCAUUCUUCAUCAUCUAUCAUCAUUAUUCUUUUCUUUGCUCAGCCUCCAAUUUUUCUACAUUUUCCUCAUUUUUCUUUAUCCGUAUUCUUUGUAUUUUCUUCAUACUCAUUCUUCUAUUCUUCAUUCGUUUAAAUGUUUUCAUUCUUACAAUUUUCUUCUCCUUCAUUCUUUCCAUUUCUAAUUUUAUUUCCCUCCUUUACACUUGCCCCAUCCUUUUUCUUCAUUCCUUUAAAUUCUUCCCCAUUCUUCUUCAUCCUUUUCUCCUUUACCUUUUUCUUCUUCAUCCUUAUCUUCUUCAUUCUUCUUUUCUACAAUCUUCUUUUCUUCAACUUCAUUCUUUACUAACUUUUUUCAAUCUCAUUCUACUUUGUCCUAUUCUUCUUCACUGUUUUCUUCUUCAUCCUAAUUCUUCUGUUCUCAAACCUCAUUCCUUACUCCCUCUUUUCAACCUCAUCCUCCUUAACUCAUUUAUUUUUCACCCUUUUCUUCUUUCGUUUCUUCAACUAUUUCUUUUCCAUUCUGAUUCCUCUUCAUUUUUCUUUCCUUCAACCGCAUUCUUUACUAUCUUUUUCAAUCUCAUUCUUCUUCAUCAUUUUCUUCUUCACCCUUUUCUUCUUCAUCCUAAUUCUUCUUUUCUUCAACCUCAUUCUCUUUUUUCCAUCCUUCUCCAUCUACAUUAUCAUCCAAAUUCUCUUCUUCGUCCUUACCAUCUCCACGUUCAUUUUUCUCCUUUCUCUUCGUUCACCUCCUUUUAG
This is a messenger RNA of Acanthosepion pharaonis, 1626 nucleotides long. The record is from the annotation of a GenBank genome assembly. Lineage: Eukaryota; Metazoa; Mollusca; Cephalopoda; Sepiida; Sepiidae.